This is a messenger RNA of Hibiscus syriacus, 683 nucleotides long. RefSeq lists its product as uncharacterized. The transcript is spliced from 2 exons. Bases 16 to 552 code for a protein of 178 amino acids. NCBI's taxonomy places the organism in Eukaryota, Viridiplantae, Streptophyta, Magnoliopsida, Malvales, Malvaceae. The record is from RefSeq and is a predicted model, not a curated record.
UUGCUGUCUCCAAUAAUGAUUGUCAUCACUGCCUGUAUGUGGACGACUGUUCCAUUAAACCAGUGGUUGUAUCAAAAUCUGGAGGCUAUUGUAUCAAUGUAUGAGGAUCGCUUUGAAAUGUGGACGACUGUUCCAUUAAACCAGUGGUUGUAUCAAAAUCUGGAGGCUAUUGUAUCAAUGUACGAGGAUCGCUUUGACCUCUACACACUUAAGAGCCAGCUCAUUGAGGAAAACGGUAGUGAUUGUGCUGAAACAUAUAGUUGGUGGGAGAAGCUUAUGCUAAGAAAAUAUGAAAGUGCACCUACUUCAUUGCAGUAUGUUGUGAUAAGUAAUUUCUCUAUGUCUGUAAAACGCACCAAGGAAUUAAGAGCCCUGACAGGGUGGAGAUACUAUUUCAGUCUGGUCCUCGAGUUAUCUGACAUUAGCCUGCCCAUGGUUAGAGCUGUCAUCGACAAAGUUAGCAAUGCCAUCUCAUUUUUUCUAGUUUGCUUGAUUGGGAGGUCAUUGGGACUCAUCUAUACAGGCAUUAGGCGGUCCCUCAGAUGGAAGUGAGAUGGAAAUGGUACCUUAUCAUUUUGUUGAUCACAAAUUUCUGUCAGUCAUUUUCGCAUGUUGUAGCAGUCUAGAGGAAUGUGAUAUGUGCAUUGUUACUCUGGAAAGGUUUUUCUUGUUUACCCUGAUGC